This is a messenger RNA of Mauremys reevesii (Reeves's turtle), 4045 nucleotides long. It is a transcript of the gene TGFB3, whose product is annotated as transforming growth factor beta 3. Gene Ontology annotation, biological process: SMAD protein signal transduction; regulation of cell population proliferation; BMP signaling pathway. Gene Ontology annotation, molecular function: type III transforming growth factor beta receptor binding; type II transforming growth factor beta receptor binding; cytokine activity. Gene Ontology annotation, cellular component: extracellular region. The coding region runs from base 644 to 2014 and encodes 456 amino acids. The transcript has 7 exons. NCBI's taxonomy places the organism in Eukaryota, Metazoa, Chordata, Testudines, Geoemydidae. The record is from RefSeq and is a predicted model, not a curated record.
GAGGGGGCCCCGGGGCCGGAGAGGGCGAGCGAAAGGGACACGGAGCACCGGGCUCCGGCUGCGCGCUGGGGGAUACCGCCAGCAGAGCCCCUAGGCGAGGGGCGAGGGGCAGGGCAGGGCUGCCCCAGGCUCCCACCUGGCUUCCCGCGGAGGCGCCAGAGGGAUGUGCAGCCCGGCCGUCGCUUAACUGCGCCCAGCCCCGAGUCAGCAGCCAAUGGAGCCAAGCGGCAGCGACUGACAAACCACCCUGCCCCCCGAGGGGAUGUGAGCUAAGGGGAGCGCGUGGAUGGUGCGUGCCCGCAACAAGUGCCGAGCCCGCGCCUGCCCGGCCCCGGGGGGCUGCCCUGCCCUGCCUGCCUGACACGUGCGCCGCAGGUCGCUGCUCCAGGGGACCUGCCUCUGGAGCUGCCAGGCUGCCCCGCGGCACAGUCGAGCUUCAGCGUCGCUGCUGUUGUUCCUGGCAGUGCGCUUCGUGCGGAGCCCCCCUCCCCUGCUCUGGUCUGCCUGGAGCCCUGGCUCAGCGGGUCCUGCUUGGACACAUGGAGAAGGAUCCCGGCUCGCCGAGGCACAGAGCCUGUUUCUCCUUCCUAAGUGUUGCCAGCGCUUCCUGGAAGUCCUGAAUCGCUCACAGCGCUGUGAGUUCAUGCACCUUCUUGCCAAGCCUCAGUCUGUAGGAUCUGGGGAGGCUGCACCGAAAGCCCUGCCUGGUCUCCCUAGCCCACUUACGCUUCCUCUGGGGUCUCUCUCCGUUGUGGCCCCCUCUUUACUCUCGCACAUGAAGAUGCACUUGCAACGGGCUCUGGUGGUCCUCUGCCUGCUGAGCUUUGCCACCGUCAGCCUCUCGCUCUCCUCUUGCACCACCCUAGACCUUGACCACAUCAAGAAGAAGAGGGUGGAGGCCAUUAGGGGGCAGAUCCUGAGCAAAUUGAGGCUCAUGAGCCCCCCCGAGACAGUGGGACCAGCUCAUGUGCCCUACCAGAUCCUGGCCCUGUAUAACAGCACCCGGGAGCUGCUGGAGGAGAUGGAGGACGAGAAGGAGGAGAGCUGCGCUCAGGACAGUCUCGAGUCCGCCUACUAUGCCAAGGAGAUCCACAAAUUUGACAUGAUCCAGGGUCUCCCCGAGCACAAUGAGUUGGGCAUCUGCCCCAAGAGCAUCACCUCCAACGUGUUCCGCUUCAACGUGUCCUCAGCAGAGAAGAACAGCACCAGUUUGUUCCGGGCUGAAUUUCGGGUGCUGCGAGUGCCCAACCCGAGCUCCAAACGCAGUGAGCAGCGCAUCGAGCUCUUCCAGAUCCUCCGGCCUGACGAACACAUAGCAAAGCAGCGCUACCUCAGUGGCAGGAAUGUGCAGACGAGGGGCUCUGCAGAGUGGCUGUCCUUCGAUGUCACUGAGACUGUGCGUGAGUGGCUCCUGCGCAGAGAGUCCAACCUGGGUCUGGAGAUCAGCAUCCAUUGUCCAUGUCACACCUUUCAGCCCAAUGGAGACAUCUUGGAAAAUUUUAACGAGGUGCUGGAGGUCAAGUUCAAAGGCAUCGACAGUGAAGAUGACCAUGGGCGUGGGGACUUGGGGCGGCUGAAGAAGCAGAAGGGCCUUCACAACCCCCACCUGAUUUUGAUGAUGUUACCCCCACAUCGGCUUGAGAGUCCGGCUCUGGGAGGCUACAGGAAGAAACGAGCUCUAGACACCAAUUACUGCUUCCGGAACAUGGAGGAGAACUGCUGUGUGCGUCCUCUCUACAUUGACUUCCGACAGGACCUGGGUUGGAAAUGGGUCCAUGAGCCCAAGGGCUACUUCGCCAACUUCUGCUCAGGCCCUUGCCCAUACCUCCGCAGCGCAGACACAACCCACAGCACGGUGCUGGGCCUGUAUCACACGCUGAAUCCAGAGGCGUCUGCCUCGCCCUGCUGUGUCCCCCAGGACCUGGAGUCCCUCACCAUCCUGUACUAUGUUGGGAGGACCCCCAAAGUGGAGCAGCUCUCCAACAUGGUGGUGAAAUCCUGCAAGUGCAGCUGAAAGGCACCCAGCCCUACCCAAAGCGGAGAGAGAAACUGUUACCACCUACUCUCCGGCUCCCAGAGUAACAUGAAGAGAACAAGGGGGCCAGAGACCUGAGCACACUAAGGCCUGGGCUUCUAACCAUGCAGUUCAGGACAUAUCACCCACUUUGGGGAUCCCUUUUGGAACAUUUAUCUGUCUUGGUGGCUCCAUGUACUUCUCUCUGAGAGUCACUUUGGUGAUGUGAAGACCACACUCCAGAAUGGCUGGACAUUUGGUGGGGAAGAGAGGGGCACUGAAUGGAGAAACUGCACAGUGUUUGGAGGCAGGGGAUAGCUGAGAAUGGGAAGCAGGAAAGUGUGAUGAGCGUGUUGGAAAGGGGGAAGGGAGGCUGGACAAUCCUUCCUGUUCUGGCUCCAGCUAUCCUAGGACUCCAGCCCUCCCUCUGUCCUGAAGAAUCAGGAUUUCUUUAUGAAGGAACAAAUAAGUUUAAAAAAAAAAUAAAGUUCACCAAGAAGGGGAUCUGAGAGACACACCCAGGCUCUUGCUGCCUCAGAGCUGGGAUGCAGGAGUCCCACAACUUACACUGUAUCCUGCAAAUCACAAAGGUCCAUUCUGUAGCUCCUGAGUACUGAGGUCUAAAUCCAAAUCACAAGCCCCACAUUCAAGCUGCUCAGGAUGAGCUGAUCUGAGAAGAGAAGGGAAGGGUGUGCUAACUCCAUUCACAGAAGGCUUGAUGUCGCCAUUUCCUUGCCAUGCAGCUCCUCUCCCCUCCUGGAGGUCCUACUAGAUGGUUUUUGUGUCAGUGCAGGUACCGUUGCUCCUGUGGGUACCUAGAUUUGGACCCAUCCAGUCUUGGGUUGUUCCCCCAAAGGACCCUGUGUUUGUUGUGGUGCAUGAGGUGCCUUAAGAAAUUCUGCAUCUCUCCUGCACAAGGACCUAGCCCAGGCUCACCUGCCAAGGUUUAAAAACAAUAUUAAUCUUAAAACCAUUGUAAAAAAAUAAAAAUUUUUUGGGGAAAUGGAAUUUUCUGACCAGAGGUAAUAUUUGCUGAAGGAGUAGAGGUUUUAUCAUAUCAGAAUUCUGUUCUAGCUGCAGCAUAGGCUAGGGUGACUGCGAGAUCUGCCCCCCACUCAGAACCACUUGUCCCAUUCUCACUGGGAACACAGAGCACGAUGGCUAGCUAGAGACUCACAAGAUGAGAUCAUGCCAGAAAGCUCCUUUUCCUCCCAUUUCCAAAUAAAACACUCAGCCUGAAGGCCAGGUCAAGACCCAUGCAGUCCACCCAAAUGGUAUCAGUUCUGUAUGUGCCACAUCCCACCUAGGCCCUCGGAUAUGCAAUCCCCUCCACCAGGUGCCGUCAGGCAGACACAACCUCCCUGUCAAUGCAAAAUAAAUACAUAAAUAAAAAACAGUGGAUAGAGUCCAACACAUAGGGCAAUGCACUUACAGAUAGCCUGCCACAGUGUACACUACAGUCACUGUGGCUUAACAACUUCACACAGUCAGUUGGAUAUGCUCUUGUUUGCAGUCUGCCAAGUGAGACAAGUAGAGUCAUAGCCUGUCACAAAUGGGCACAGACAUAUAUCGUUUUCCAAACAUGGACUUGUGCACACACAUAAAUACCAAAGAAAUUGUCCCAUAGACACAUUCAGACAGCUUCAGCUUGCCAAACCUAGCCACCCAGUUCUACUGUAUAGUCUCAGAGACCUGCCCAAGGCAAGAUAUAGCACCCACUGCUCUCACCUAGAGUUCCCACAAAGAGAGGGCAUGGUAUUCCAGAUACAGAUACACUAUCUCCUGCACUUGGACUCUUCCAGAAAGAGUGGGACCCAUAAAUAGGCCCAAUCCAAUAGCAUCAUGCACACACAGACCCUCUGACUCAGACAGCCAAAGUUACUCCUAGUCAUGUUUUUAAGACCAUAGGACAUGUUGCCCCAUCCCCAACAAUUCAGUGCUGGUAGCCUAUACUCACCACCAGCCAGGCUUCUGCAUGGGCCUCCUCUCCUUUAGGUGUAGUGCUUCCAUCAGAUCCCAGUUUGCUCCUCC